Molecule: messenger RNA, 2448 nt
Organism: Elephantulus edwardii (Cape elephant shrew)
Lineage: Eukaryota; Metazoa; Chordata; Mammalia; Macroscelidea; Macroscelididae
Gene: ADAM9
Product: ADAM metallopeptidase domain 9
Exons: 22
Coding region: 1-2448 (815 amino acids)
Biological process (GO): transforming growth factor beta receptor signaling pathway; membrane protein ectodomain proteolysis; cell-cell adhesion mediated by integrin
Cellular component (GO): plasma membrane
Molecular function (GO): integrin binding; metalloendopeptidase activity
Source: RefSeq, a predicted model, not a curated record
AUGGGCUCGUCCUCUGGGACUCUCCGCUUCCAGUUGCUGCUGCUGUUUGGCCUGCUGGGUUCAGUCCGUGUUGGGGCGCGGCCAGACUUUCAACAGACCUCCCAUAUCUCUUCUUAUGAAAUAGUAACUCCUUGGAGGUUAACUAGAGAACAGAGAGAAGCCCCUAGGCCCUAUUCAAAUCAGAUAUCUUACGUAAUCCAGACUGAAGGAAAAGAACAUAUUAUUCACUUGGAAAGGCACAAAGAUCUUUUACCCAAAGAUUUUGUUGUUUAUACCUACAACGAGGAAGGAACUUUGAUCUCUGACCAUCCUGAUACACAGAAUCAUUGCCAUUAUCGGGGCUAUGUGGAGGGAGUUUAUAAUUCAUCUGUUGCUCUAAACAACUGUUUUGGACUCAGAGGACUGCUUCAUUUAGAUGAUACAAGCUAUGGGAUUGAGCCUCUGCAAAACAGUUCUCAUUUUGAGCAUAUCUUUUACCGAAUGGAUGAUGUCCACAAAGAGCCUCUGACAUGUGGAGUCUCCAACAAGGAUGUAGAAAAAGAAACCACAAAGGAUGAAGAGGAAGAGUUUCCAAGCAUGACUCAGCUACUUCGGAGAAGAAGAGCUGUCCUACCACAGACCCGAUAUGUGGAGCUGUUCAUAGUAGUAGACAAGGAAAAGUAUGAUGCAAUGGGGAAAAACCAGACUGCUGUGAGAGAAGAGAUGAUUCGUUUAGCAAACUACUUAGAUAGCAUGUAUAUUAUGUUAAAUAUUCGAAUUGUACUAGUUGGACUGGAGAUUUGGACAAAUGGAAACCUGAUUAAUAUGGUUGGAGGUGCUGGUGAUGUGUUGGGGAAUUUUGUACAUUGGCGGGAAAAGUUUCUUAUAACACGCCGGAGACACGAUAGUGCACAACUAGUUCUGAAGAAAGGUUUUGGUGGGACAGCAGGAAUGGCAUUUGUGGGCACAGUGUGUUCAAGGAGCCAUGCAGGCGGGAUUAAUGUGUUUGGACAAACCUCUGUUAAGACAUUUGCAUCUAUUGUUGCUCAUGAAUUGGGUCAUAACCUUGGAAUGAAUCAUGACGAUGGACGAAAUUGUUUCUGUGGCGCAAAGAGUUGCAUCAUGAAUUCUGGAGCAUCAGGUUCCAGGAACUUUAGCAGUUGCAGUGCAGACGACUUUGAAAAAUUGACUUUAAAUAAAGGAGGGAACUGUCUUCUUAAUAUCCCAAAGCCUGAUGAAGCCUAUAGUGCUCCGUUCUGUGGUAAUAAAUUGGUGGAUCCUGGGGAAGAGUGUGACUGUGGUUCUCCAAAGGAAUGUGAACUGGACCCUUGUUGUGAAGCAAGCACUUGUAAGCUUCGAUCAGGUGCUCAAUGUGCAUAUGGCGACUGUUGUCAAAAGUGUUUGUUCCUUCGAGGAGGUACUUUAUGCCGAGGAAAAAACAAUGAGUGUGACGUUCCAGAGUAUUGCAAUGGUUCUUCUCAGUUCUGUCAGCCAGAUGUUUUUAUUCAGAAUGGAUAUCCUUGCCACAAUAACAAAGCCUACUGUUACAAUGGCAUGUGCCAAUAUUAUGAUGCUCAAUGUCAAGUCAUCUUUGGAUCAAAAGCCAAGGCUGCCCCAAGAGAUUGUUUCAUUGAUGUGAAUUCUAAAGGUGACCGAUUUGGCAAUUGUGGUUUCUCUGGAAAUGAAUAUAAGAAAUGUGCCACUGGGAAUGCUUUGUGUGGAAAGCUUCAAUGUGAGAAUGUACAAGGCAUGUCUGUAUUUGGAGUUGUGCCUGCUAUUAUUCAGACCCACCAGAGAGGCACUACAUGUUGGGGUGUGGAUUUUCAGCUAGGAUCUGAUGUUCCAGAUCCUGGGAUGGUGAACGAAGGCACAAAAUGUGAAUUUGGAAAGAUCUGUAGAAACUUUCAAUGUGUAAAUGCUUCUGUUCUGAAUUAUGACUGUGAUAUCCAAAAAAAAUGUCAUGGACAUGGGGUAUGUAAUAGCAACAAGAAUUGUCACUGUGAAAAUGGCUGGGCUCCUCCAGAUUGUGAAAAUAAGGGAUACGGAGGAAGUGUGGACAGUGGACCUACAUAUGAUGAAAAGAAUACUUCACUGAGGGAUGGACUUCUGGUGUUCUUCCUCCUUAUUCUUCCCCUUAUUGUACUUGCUGUUUUUGUCUACAUUAAGAGAGAUCAGUUACAGAAAAGCUGCUUCAGAAAGAAGAGAUCACAAGCACAUGAGUCAAAUGACAAAAAUCAACCAAAUGUUUCCAGACCACCUGUGAAUGCCUCUCACUUUGUUUCUCCGGUGGUUCCUCCCAGAGAAUCUCCUGUUUAUGCGAACAGAGUUCCAGUACCAACAUAUGCACCCAAGCCACCUCAGCACUUCCCAUCAAGGCCACCACCACCACAACCGAAAGUAUCAUCUCAGGGAAAUUUAAUUCCUGCUCGCCGUGCUCCUGCACCUCCUUUAUAUAGUUCUCUCACGUGA